This is a messenger RNA of Camellia sinensis, 354 nucleotides long. Lineage: Eukaryota; Viridiplantae; Streptophyta; Magnoliopsida; Ericales; Theaceae. The record is from RefSeq and is a predicted model, not a curated record.
AUGGAUUAUUGUAGAACGUAUCGUGCCAUCACUAGUGCUUACUAUAGAGAAGCCGUUGGUGCUCUACUUGUUUAUGAUGUCAUUCGACAUGCUAUAUUCGCAAAUGUUGAGAGGUGGUUGAAGGAAUUGAGGGAGUCCCUAUAUUUCAUGGAGACUUCUACACUGCAAGCAACCAAUGUGGAAAAUGCAUUUAUAGAAGCACUUAGUCAGAUAUACCGCAUUGUGAGUAAGAGACCCGUUGAGGCCGGUGAUGGUGGCGCGGCUUCGUUUGUUCAGGCUAAAGGACAGACAAUGUCAAAGAUGACGUGUCUGCUUGGAAGAGAAUUGGAUGCUGUUCGAGCUGGGGUUUGCUAA